AUGGCCGAGCUCCCUUCGAAGGUGCACCUCACCUCGCACCCCAUCUUCCUGAGGCGUGGGCCCUCGGUGUAUGAGGAUGAGAACGAUCGCACAUGGUUGCACCUCGUCAUGGAGACAGAAGGUGUCCUGCAAGUACGGUUGCGCCAGGAAGACAUCCCCAGUGAAGAUAUCGCACUCACCACCAGCCCACUGACCUCGAUCACCAUGCCUUUGAUUUGGACGCUUCACGCUGGCAGCCAGUACCUGGACUGCAGGUGCUGGUUCUGGAGCAUCGUCCACCAUAUCAAGGAGAAUGGCGUGGAGGAAAUGAUUCUUUAG
Molecule: messenger RNA, 318 nt
Organism: Myotis brandtii (Brandt's bat)
Lineage: Eukaryota; Metazoa; Chordata; Mammalia; Chiroptera; Vespertilionidae
Product: T-cell leukemia/lymphoma protein 1A
Exons: 1
Coding region: 1-318 (105 amino acids)
Biological process (GO): positive regulation of peptidyl-serine phosphorylation
Molecular function (GO): protein serine/threonine kinase activator activity
Source: RefSeq, a predicted model, not a curated record